Messenger RNA from Protopolystoma xenopodis, 2196 nucleotides. Lineage: Eukaryota; Metazoa; Platyhelminthes; Monogenea; Polystomatidea; Polystomatidae. The record is from the annotation of a GenBank genome assembly.
AUGCCUUCUAUGUGCUCUUUUUUCUCCUACCGACGGUCUUCGAUUUCUGCGUGCACCUGUGCCGUGCCAUUAUUAGGUGGCCAACAUGCUGUGCCAGAUACAAACGCUGAUUGUGCACUCCAUUCAGUCGCUUCACCUUCGCUCUCUAGAGUAAAUCCUACUCCAUGUUUACACUCCUACAGUGUGUUGAAGAUUCCUCCCUUCUCAGGCACCUAUUUCAGCCUUGGCUCUAGGACUUCCUUUUCCUUUGCCCUCAGCAUUGCUGGAGGUAUCGUUCAAGCCUUAUCUUCAUUAUCCGUCGUUUCGGCUAAUCCAAUUCUAUUCUAUUCCGCUGAUUUUUCUGUACCCCACGAAUCAAGCCCAGACAACUCUUCGUUCACUACUUUCCCACUUUCUCCAUCUUCCUCUCCUUCCCCUCUUCUCCCUUCCUUUACAUCUUCUAUUUCGAUUUCUCACAGUUCCUCAACCACUACCACUACCCUUGUUCCAUCCCUGCCUACAUCCGCCCCCUUUGAUGCUCCUCGUUCGGCCAGUCUGCCAAAUCACAACUGGCUUUCUGGCGCUAUGACGUCGUGGACCGCAUUUAACGCCGUAUUUAUGGGUGUUAAUCUUGCCGCUGCUUCGCGUCCCGGUGGGAAUGCACUUUCUUCCUUAGAUCCCGAAGAUGGUUCUCGACAGCCAGUUCGUGGAGGCUUCUACACUGGUUCACGUCUUUUUGAUCCACUCUCACAAUUGGUCGGUGUCAGUUUAGAUCAGAUCAACUUUGUCCUCGUCUGUCUAGCCACACUUUGUUUAGGUCUAGUGAUGCGGCGCUGGUUUGCUCCACCGCGCUACUCUGCUCACGCGCGUGCCACUCUUGAGAUUCUAUUUGGUGUGAUGUUGGUCUCCUUCUGCUUCGGUCAACAACUGCGCGUCCUCCUUCUGCAAUCGGCUAUUGCCUAUGUCUUCCUUCUUAUAAUACCCAACCGGCGCACCGCAGCCGUGGUCGUCACUGCCUGGUCAAUGCUAUAUUUGUCAGCUGUACACCUCUGCCGGUUGCAUUAUGACUAUGGCGGUUACACGCUUGAUAUCUCCGGUCCUGUCAUGAUUCAGACUCAACGUCUUUCAACCUUGGCUUUCAAUUUGCUCGAUGGAGAACGCCUGAAGCGUCAUCAACAGACCCAGGCGCAACUGCGCGAGGAUGAGCUAGCACUUCAGCAACAACGGCAGCAACAUUUGGAACUUCAUAAACUGCAACAAGUCACGGGAAAACUGUCAGUCGAUGCUGCUGGAUUCGAUGGGGUGCAGGGCACUUGCUCGCGAUCAAACAGUCCCCUUUUGUCUAGCUUAAUCCUUGCCUCAGAUGGAGGGAUUGGCCGAGCCAACAACUCGUUACAUUUGGAAUCGGCCUCGAGGGACACUUUAGCCUCGGAAGAAAACGCACCUCUUCUGCAUACUGGCUUGCCACCAGCACUCUCCACCAUGGUGUUGCCAUUUUCGAGUGGACAGCCCGGGAUUACUGGGUUGUCCACAUCCGGAAUCGGCAUUAGUCUAGGCAAGUCGAGCCUAUGCCCGUCGGGUCUUCAUUUGGCUGGGUUAACAAAAAGCAGCAGUGAUCCACGACUGGAUCAGUAUCGACACCUUUUGGCGCCUAGCCUUUCGAAUUCGAGCCCCUCCUCGGCUGAUUCUAUCACUGCCAUAAGUGCUAGUGUGCCGCUCACUAAUCGCAUACCUUCGUUACCAAACGAUUUCAAGAAAAUUGAUUGUCCUCAAACAGCAGACAAUGGAAUUGCUCCUGGCGCUGGUGGGGCUUCUGUUGCUGCCGUCUAUUCCUCUAACCGAUCUCAUAAAUCCUACAUGCCGCCAAGCCACAUUAAACAUGCCGUCGACCAGCUGCCUGAUCCAAUUGAGUUCGCUGCUUACAUGCUCAAUUUUCAUGGCGUUUGUGUGGGUCCCUUCGUUUUCUAUGUCGAUUAUCGAGCCUAUCUGGAUGGAUAUUCAGAGCGAAAAUUACCUCCAAUCAACUUUCACCGAUUCGCCCUACUCGCACUCAGAGCUCUCGCUUUUGGUCUCGUCACAGGCUACAUUUCGCCAUUGCUGCCGUUUGAUACGCCCAUCGUUCAACGGUUAGAGGUAGGCCGUAAUUAUUAUCUAUUGCUAUCUUUAUCUAUGAACCACCCCAGUCAUCAGCUUUUAUAUGCGUCUAAAAUUACUUGA